AUGACCCCGCGGCGAUGCUCCUGGAUGAGGGCUGUCCUCCACUACCGGGUUCUCCACAAGGACGUGCUGGUGCUGUCGACGAGGGUGCUCCUGAUCUCCACGUCCGCCGAUAGCGCCGUGUGGGGGCACCAUCUGACCGACGCCUGGCGGAACGACCCGACGCUCGCUGGCGAGCCCAUCCCACACCGACAGUCACAGGACAGACCGGAGACCUACGCGCAGAUUGCGGCGACUGCUUCGCAACUCAGGGCAACCAGAGCCCGCCGCGGCCAUGCAGCCGUCGCAGGGGACCCAGCGAACUUCUGA
Messenger RNA from Prorocentrum cordatum, 306 nucleotides. The record is from the annotation of a GenBank genome assembly. NCBI's taxonomy places the organism in Eukaryota, Dinophyceae, Prorocentrales, Prorocentraceae.